GGUAGCUCAUCGCAUCUUGCCUUUAAUACCUAUAUUAAAAGUACAUACGUGAUUUACAUACAUGAUUAUAUUCAUCAAAUCACUAGCAAACGAACGAAUCGAACAACAUUCAAUAUCGAAACUGAGAGCUGGACCACCAUAUCGCCAAGCCCCCGUAACUCCUUCUUCUUACACAUUCCUAAUAUUUACGGAAUAGGAAAGAUAGACUUGUUAGUCAGCGUCCAAGUACAAGCAAGUCGCGCGCCGCGCAUCUGCUGUCUUCACGCAUCUCAUCUUGAGCCGUUCAUCUCAGCCACCAGACUUGAAGAUAACCCUUCCUCUUCCAUCCCGUAAUUAAUUUCCAUAUUUCAUACUUCUCAUACACCUUUACGACCCGGCAUUUACAGCUCAUCAAAAAAUGGAGACUCAAGAUCAAACUGCUCCCGCGAAUCAGCAAACGAUCACAGGUGAAGCUCCUAUUCCCGAGCCGAACCAGCCAGUUCAGGAUGGCAGGAUAUCCGGACAAGAUCCACUAUCAUUACCAACCUCUGGUAUAUCUCUACCACCUGAGAACUCGGUUCCAGAAAAUGGCGUCCCGGUAUAUCCUCAUCCAGAUGAUACCUUUGCCACCCUCCAGCAAACAGACUUCAACAACGGCAACUUCGCUAAUCCGGGCAUGAUAAUACCUCCUCCGACUCAAUCACAUAUUAUACCUGAUUUCAACAACCCCGUCAUACCUCAGCCAACCAACGGAAAUGUCUUAAGUGCAGAUGACAUCGCCCUAUACGACCGCCAGCUGCGGUUAUGGGGCAUGGAGGCGCAACAAAAGAUACAGAACACCAACGUUGUUCUGAUCACUAUGAAGGCGCUCGCGAAUGAGAUCGCUAAGAACUUGGUGUUAGCUGGCAUUGGUUCCUUGACCGUUGUCGAUGACCAAAUAGUCACGGAAGCCGAUCUGGGGGCACAAUUCUUUCUCACCGAGGAGAAUAUUGGCCAAAGCCGUGCCGAAGCGGCUGUUGGCAGGAUUCAAAAGCUGAAUCCUAGAGUCAAGGUCAUUGCCGACUCCGGGAGCAUAAUGACCAAAGGCGCCUCGUUUUUUGGCAACUUCGAUAUCGUCAUCGCCACGGAUCUUAGCCCUACUGUUUUCGCCUUCAUCAACACCGCUACUCGUCUUCACAACCGCCAGUUCUACGCGGCCGGUACCUACGGCUUUUAUGGUUACAUAUUCUGUGACCUGAUCGAGCACGAUUACGUUUUGCAGCGAGACAAGCCUAAUGUGCCAACAGCCGUGGGCCCAGAGACCCGGACUCGCAGCAUUAUUAAGGUGGAAAGCGAGAAGGAAGGCGGCAAGACCAUUGAGAAAGUACAAAAGCGCGAACUGUACUCUACCUGGGACCUCGCUUCCGAAACAAGUCUCUUACCCCCUGAGUACCUCAAGUCCAAGCGCCGUCUCAAAGCCGUCUCCCCUGCUCUCUCCUGUCUGCGCGCUCUCUGGGCCUUCCAACAAACGCAUAACGACCGGUUCCCCGAGCACAACAAGCAGGAUCUGGAAGCGUUUACCCGCUCCGCCACGCAUAACCACCAAUUACUAUCUCUCCCCGCCGAGACGCUGCGCUCCGAGUUCCUACGCAGCUUCCUACAAAACGUAGGCAGCGAGAUCGCGCCCGUGACAGCGAUCCUCGGCGGCCAGCUUGCCCAGGACGUCAUCAAUGUUCGCGGCCAGCGCCAGCAGCCCAUCCAGAAUAUGGUUGUCUUCGACGGCGAUAAGAUGGAGGCCGAGAUGUAUCCGCUGCACCCGGAGGGGAAGCUUGGCAGGGCGCAGUUAGAGCUGUCGACGGCGCCGGGCAUGAUGCCGCUUGGCGGGGUUGAUGCCUCGCAGAUGUUGCCUAUGGACCAGGCUGCUAUGAUGAUGGCGCCUGUUUCUGGUGUGUGAUGGGAGAGGUGGUACGCGCCGGUAGUUUAUGCAGGACAGGCAAGGUUUCCUUGCGUUUGGACGCGGUGGAGGCCGAGUCCAGGGCGUUUUUUUCAGAGUUGGCAUAGCAGAUUUCAGAUUCCAGUGAUAUUCCAGUUCGGUUAUUUCCAUCUUUCCAGGGAUUAGCAGGCGGAUUUCAGAUAAGAGAUUUCUUUUCCCUUCGCGAGAGUUCUAAAAAAAAUUUUAAGAUGGAUGGAUAUAUUCGAUCAUCGCUCAGAGAUCCUGUCUUCGGUUUAGUGGUAAAAGGAAACUACCUGGUUAGGUAGGUUAGGAGAUAGUAAGAGCGUAGGAAAGGGGGAAAAGAGAGAGAGAGGGAGAGAGAGAGAUGAAAAAAAGGAACAUGGAAUGCAGGUGGUGCUGCGCUGUAUGAUAAUAGGUAGUCGUAUGCUUUGCUAAUUUACAAGUCGGUGUCUUCUGGA
Daldinia vernicosa is the source of this 2370-nucleotide messenger RNA. RefSeq lists its product as uncharacterized. Gene Ontology annotation, biological process: protein sumoylation. The record is from RefSeq and is a predicted model, not a curated record. The transcript has 2 exons. Gene Ontology annotation, molecular function: SUMO activating enzyme activity. Lineage: Eukaryota; Fungi; Ascomycota; Sordariomycetes; Xylariales; Hypoxylaceae. Gene Ontology annotation, cellular component: cytoplasm; SUMO activating enzyme complex. The coding region runs from base 398 to 1912 and encodes 504 amino acids.